AUGUCCGCCACUGUCCCUUCUACCACACCUCGCACCGUCUUCGGCACUUGGAUUUCGUGUCCCGCUAACCAAAACCUCGACCUCGAAGCCCAGGUCGUCAUCGGCACGUACGAACCAGGUCCUUUUGUCACUGUCGCUUCGCACGCCCAGCCUACAGAUGUUAAAGUCGCCGAUCCUUUCGAUGACUUCUUCGGAAUCGCUCGCACGUCGCAUGGCAUUCAGGAUGGCCGUCACGACACACGCUACGCGUCUUACCAAGAUGACCUCCCGCCUCCACCAUAUGUCGAAGAAGUAGACUUACACACGUACAAUUCUGUCGCGGAGCCUCCAACCCUCGCGAUGUACCUUUUCAAGUUCGGGUUCUUAUUUCCGCUCUCCUGGCUUACAGGCAUUGUUAUUCUACUGUGCCCAUUAACGCCUCCCGAGCAUUGGGAGCCCACCAAAACGGAAGCAGGGAGGAAGGAGCUGUUAGGCCUUCUGCGUCGCACCGAGAUCAAAUGGGCGAAGCGUUGCCUCAUCGCCUUCUCCGUGCUCGCACUGGUCAUCGUCGCUCUCGUCGUCGUCAUCGGCGGUAUUCGAUUUUGUCCAUCAUAG
This is a messenger RNA of Phanerochaete carnosa HHB-10118-sp, 594 nucleotides long. RefSeq lists its product as uncharacterized. Lineage: Eukaryota; Fungi; Basidiomycota; Agaricomycetes; Polyporales; Phanerochaetaceae. The record is from RefSeq and is a predicted model, not a curated record. Bases 1 to 594 code for a protein of 197 amino acids. The transcript is spliced from 2 exons.